Molecule: messenger RNA, 2745 nt
Organism: Striga asiatica
Lineage: Eukaryota; Viridiplantae; Streptophyta; Magnoliopsida; Lamiales; Orobanchaceae
Source: the annotation of a GenBank genome assembly
AUGGCUGAAGAAAGUAUAGAACCACUUGUACCUCCCGAAAAGAAUGAAUUUUCAUUCGACAGCACGAAAAUGGACAUAAACUCUGCUGAAAAUUCUCCUUCUCCGAGGAAUGGCGAUCUUAGUCCUGUUCCCAAGCGCCGAGCAUCCAUUGCUUCUUGCAUUACCAUUGAUAAGCCGGAAUCGUGUUCUUCUAAUGAAAAACAAGAUCGAGCGGCAGACACUAUUAAACGUAGGGUACCCAUCUAUCUCAGAGCCUCGACUGGAUCUUGCCACGAUAUCUGCAAAUAUGGAGGGAACCAUGCAUCGAAAGAGAACACAAUGGAAUAUCUACGGAAAAAGAAUUUGAGGAAGCCUUCACCGAAGGAGGUGAAUUAUAUGAGAAAGAAGGAAACAUAUGAAGGUAAGAGAACUGAGCAUUCACUGACGAAAACUUCAAAAUUUUCACUGAAUGAGAAGUCGGCUGAGCAGGAGUCUUCUUCGGAGAUGAAAAGACGGUCGUCUUUGGCUAAAGUAUCUCCUCUAACAAAAUCAUGUCCCCCAAGGCUGAACGCUGUAUCUGGAAACAAGACUCGUUUUCAAAAUUCGACGUCCACUAAGAAAUCCUCAGUGUCAGAAAUCCCUGAAGUUGUCAAGAGGGAAAUAUCAUUGUCGUCUGUAAAAGUCGAAGUUCAAGCAAAAGCUGGUGGCUCGGGUGAGAAUAAAGAGUCUGUCAAGCGUUCUUCUUCAGCAAAGGCAAACUUGGUUAAGGUUAAGCCGUCAAGUGCUUCAGGCAAUUCACAUGGUGACCAAACUGGCCGAAAACUGACGUCAUCAAUGGCGUCUGCUGACAAAGCAUUGAAAACUUCAUCUUCAUCGGCUUGUUUAUCGGCCUCUAGAUUAUCUAUUGGUACUGCAGCAUCCGGUAAAGCAAGAAAAGUAGGAAGGAUAAAAUCGUCAUUGCUGUCGUCAUCGUCAUCCUCUCUGAAGUAUCGGAAAAGGUCUGCGGAAUCCCACAGUGCCGUUUCUGUGAAAACUUAUCAUGUUGUUGAGACUGAAGCAAGAAAGGGUACUGAGAAAUCAGAUGGUGAGGAACCUGAAAAAACUUUGCAUGUUAUCAAGGAUGAAGCAGAAAUCAAACCAUUGCUAUCAUCACCAUCAUCAUCUCCCAUAUUAUCUUCCUUUCAUUUGAGGUCUCAGUCUUUGUCUUCUCAUGAAGAAGAAAAAGAAGAAAAUGAAGAAAAUGAUGAGAUACAAAAUAGUGGUAGUGAAGGAGAUGAAUUUGUCUCAGAAAAUACAGUAUCCAUUGAAACCACCGAUAUGCAACCUGUGAAAGAGGAUCACACUCAUACAACGUCUCCAUCUUCUCUAUCUCACGAAGAUGAUGCUGAGAAGAUCAACUACAGUGAAAGUUUUGCAGAUUCAGAGAUUGAAAACUUACAACUUUUGAUGGAAAAUCACGAUGGUACUCCAUUGUCCUCUAAUGAUGAUGAUGAUGAUGAUGUCAGUGAGGAUGAGGCAUAUCCAUCUUUGUCAUCCGAGUCUGUAUCUUGUUCUCUAUCUACGUCAUCUCUUGACAAAAAUGAUGAAGAGAUCAAUGGUGAACCAGACGAGAUCGGUUUUUCUGAAAAAAUGGCAAUUGUGGAGACCGACAAAGUACAGUCUCCGAAAGGAAGUCGCAAGUCUACGAAAAAGAGUAAGUUGGUUUCAUCUGAAGAUAAAAAUCAGCCGCCAUUGAAGUUGAAGUUCAGGAGAGGAAGAAUAAUCGACCCACAGCCAGAAAGUACUAUACCCAAGAGACUCAGAUUCAGGCGGUCAGCCAGUGUUAAUAAAACUGGCGAUUUGAUCUCAGAUAGCAAGAAGCCCAUGGAUAAUGGAAAUUUUCAACCAGAAAAGACUUUAAGAAAAGCUGAAUCAUCUAUCUCUUACAGCAAGAGGUCUGUGGAUGUAAAAUCGGGAACUCCAAACAAAUCCUUAAGAAAGAGCCGGCUGGCUGUCUGUGAAGAUAAAUCUCAAUCUCCUGUGAAUUUAAUCCGUAGGGAGAAGACGGUGGACUCUCAGAUGGCUAACAAGAGUCCCAUGAGGCUGAAAUUUACGAGUAGGGUCGCUCGACCUGAAGAUGGCAAAAGUGAUUUACGGACAAAAACCAUAAAAAGGGCAGGAAGCAAGAACGAUGUAGUUGGUUUUGAUCUUUCAUCUAGAAAAGUGAUUUUAAAGCACCCAGAGGUGCAGAGGAAGAAAGACGGUCAAGUUUUGUUGAAUAAUGUGAUUGAAGAGACUGCGAGUAAACUCGUUGAAAGCAGGAAAAGUAAGGUUAAAGCAUUGGUGGGAGCUUUUGAAACGGUAAGUGAUUUUUCGAGAUCAGCUCACUUGCCCACCGACCCCUCUCUCUUUGCUUGGUCCGUUGACCAUCACGCAGAAGGUCUAGCUAAAAGGAAAGGUCAGGCACCUGAUUUCCCGAAGACGAAGAAGCUGAGAAAUUCUGUCGGACUCCUGAACGGCUACCGCCCAUCUCACAAGGGAAUUGGGCACACGUAUGUCUAUAUGUAUGGUAGAUUUUGGAUCAACCCUAAGAGCGUCAUCAGUGAGAUUUGUGAUAAUAAGAGAAAGGAGGUCUUGGAAGAAAAGACCGAGUUUAUCAGUGCAGACCCCUUGAAUGAUUCUGACUUUCUUGUUACUUACCGUGGGAAUACCCAAUUGGAAUUUGUUGAAGACUCGGAAUGGGGAGUCAAACUCCUGCGACAUCUUUUGGCCCGAAACUCAGAGUAG